GCUUCCGUACAUAAGCUGCCGUUUUGUUGACAUUUUUUCUCCAUCAGGUGACAAGUUAGCUGGGCAGUUUCUGAACAGCUUAGUACAACCAAACCCACAUCAUGACGUUAUUCUGCUGACGCUGGCAUUCAGCUUUCACAAAACCAGACACAUUUUUGGGAACAAGCAGCUCAAGAUGUAUUUUUAACCCGCUGUUACCCGAGAGAGAGAGAAAGAGAGAAGCUACAUCGGACGUUAGCUUUCCGUUAGCCUGCCGAGUUACAGCGAGAAGCUAACGAGCUACAUUAGCCGAUGUAAAGUGAACCAUGGAGGGGAUUCUGUACAAAUGGACGAAUUACAUGACAGGCUGGCAGCCCCGCUGGUUCGUCUUAGAGAACGGAGUCAUCUCGUACUAUGACAGCGAGGACGACGUCGGGAAAGGAAGCAAAGGAUCCAUCAAGAUGUCUGUGUGUGACAUUAAAGUCCAUCCGACAGAUCUGACGCGUCUAGAGUUGAUAAUCCCCGGCGAGCAGCAUUUCUACGUCCGAGCCGUGAACGCCGCGGAGAGACAGAGGUGGCUGGUGGCUCUGGGCUCAUCUAAAGCAGGAACACUAGACAGUCACAAACAAAAAGGUCCAGACUGUCUGAAGACGAAGAUGUCUGAACUUCGUCUGUACUGUGACCUUCUGGUCCAGCAGGUCCAAACGAUCCAAUCACAGAACCCCGAAGACACAGAGACCCCGCCCACAUCCGAAGCCUCUCUCCUCAGUGCGACCUGUGCGACCUUCAUCAGGACUUUGGAGGAGUGUAUGACGCUGGCCAAUCAGAGUUUGACCCCUGACCUACGACCUCCUGAGAGGAUGAAGAGAUCCAUCAGUCACCCUGGAACAUACAGCUUUGACAGGUCAGGUGUGCUUAAAGAGUACGUGAGUGGAGGUCAAAGAUCAACUCAGCGCAGGAACCGGACCUGCUCAGACAGCUCAGUUUAUGAUACUGAACGUGUGCUGCCGGGUCUCAACGGCGACUCGUCCUCCAUCCCCGAGGAGAGAGGAGGCAACGCGAGCCCGAAGACGACACCCACCGACACAGACACCGACCUGUCCAUCUGAAGACCCAACGUCCAGCCGAACCCUGAACCCCCGCUGACGUCUGGGGGAGAAGUCAAGAACACGACGAGAUUGAUAUCAGCGACCGCGUCCCGGCCGACGUCGUCUUCAUCAGACCGAGGACGAGUUGGCUAACAGCUGACUUCCGUUAAGAACGUCCUUCUUGUGCUUUUUCUCGGAAGUCAGCUGAUCGCCAAACACUGUGGAACCGUUCAUUCAUGUUUCCUUGAGACUUUCUUUAAAUGUCUGUUUCUGUUUCCGCCGAGGAGACGGCAACAAAAGUCCUAAACCGGACUUGUGAGACAUUGUGAGUAUUAAGUAUAAUCAUCCUCUUAUAAUUCAAUUCUACAUAUCAACAAGCUCCUACAUUCACACUGUGAACACACUGAUGAUGAUGACAGUUGCCUUUGAGUCGAGGAGGAAAAUCUGUGAAUGAAAAGUGAAGGCAGUUAAACCCCAACAGCUGUUCCCAGUGGACUGGACCGUGAUUGUAAUGGGCAGCUUCCUGGUACAAUAUGAACAUGAUUAUCCAUAUUUACUGGACACUUUAGAAGCCAGAGUUGAUUGUUCAACUGCUUUAAAAACGGACCUGAGAAUGUACAGAAGUUUUGAAUGUCCGAGGUUUGUUUUGUGUGGUUGAAAACGAUCACACAGCCAAGAGAGUUUAGGUCACUGGCGUCCUGCUGGAACAUCCCGCAACAAAAGCAUCUUCUGCCUUCUCCAGAUGAAAAACUCAAGAACUUGCCUUGAUGUUUUCUUUCCUUGGAAACUUCCAGGCCUCCAUAGUUGUGCUCGCCUAUAGAGCGCAAAAAGAAGAGCUCCGUCCUUCGUCCCGCCAGCUUCUCGUCGUCUUUGAGGUUGUCAGUAGCGACGUCUGACGCAGCAGACGAUGAGAUCAGGUGUCUCUGGGUCUUCAGAUGCCAAAGUUUGUUCAUGCUGUACUUUGCACUAAUGUAAUAAUCUACAUUAAACGUGCCAUAAUUUGCUCGUCCAGGAAAGCGUCUCCUCCACAGAUCAGUGUUUUGUUCUCUAAAACUGGAGCCAGGAGGAAGACGGGACUAUUUCCUUGAAGAGGUUUUGCAUCUUCUCCUUGUGUUUGUGUCCUCUGGGUUGUUUUUUUUUCUUUGGCCUCCACUCCAAAGACGAUACAGACCAGGUGAAUGGAGUCUCUAAAAUGACAGAUACUGUAGGUGUGAAUGUGUGCAAGUUGCUGCCUUUUAACGUUUCGUUAUUCCUGAAACGGACCGUUGAACCGUCCGUCGUGUUUUCCUGCCCCUUUUUUUUUUAGCGAUGAACUCCAGCCAACCGUGAAGACUCUGAACAGGAAAAAACCCUGUUCUUAAAGAAAAAAUGAAUGAACUGUGACGGAGUGACGUUCAACAGUGUAGUCCAGAUGACGACGUCUGUUGCGCACGUAGUAGUGAAACGUUUUCCACGUUUUGUCCACGGUGGACGGCGUUCACGGUAAACCGAUUUAAUUCGACUUUGAUUUUAACGAUUAGCAGAUGCAAGCUGUGAAAACACUUAAGCUAAGCUAAAACUGGUGAAUUUAAUUUCCUGUCAUGAGAAACUCUCUCUUCUUCUUCUUCUUUUAGAACGUGUGCAGCAGUCGUCCUCUGAACGCACACACACCAUCGUCCACCGUCACUCACACACACUUCAUUUUCUCUGGUUUCAGACUGAAUCCAGCAGGACGUUUGCAGGACUACACUCAUGUUUUUUUUUUGUUACUUGUUGAUAUGGAUUCACUGGUAUUUGGUUCAAGCUUUGAUUUUUUUUGUAUGUUAAAAGCACUUUGCUGCUUUUGAUGAACAAACUUUAUUUAUCUGCUCGUCCUUAUGGGAUCGUUCACUCCUCAAAUGGCCAAAAACACAUUUGUUGCUAUAAAACACUCAAUAUUUACUUUUAAGAAACAUGAAUCUGUGAAUCUAAAAUGUUUCCAGCUGUGAAUUUUACGUCCAAAAAAGCAGGUUUUAAAUCUGUGCCAACCUGCUAUUUCCACUUCACAUCCAAACAGUUACUGAAGAGGAUACAAAACAAUUCAAUCGCACCAAUAACAGAAAGUUCUUCGCCCAGAUGCACAGUAUCUACUGUAAGUGGGUUGUUUUUGCACUUUAGAGUAAAAAACAGUCUUUUUUUGAAUGUGUUUGCUCUGAAAAGGAUUACUAAAGGUGAUAAAGGUACUGUGGUCGCUGACAGUGGUGAUGAUUGUGAUAUAUUGUUGUUUUUAGUCACUGCAGGAGCCUUAUGUGAUAUUUCACCUUAUCAGAGAUCUGACUGAACAGGAUGUAGACUUACUAAACUUCUUGUGUUACUUUUACCAAAUCAUGUGAUCAGUAUUUGCUUUUAACUGUUGACAAUUUAAAGAGACAGUUUGUCUUUGAACAUCUUAUGUUUAAAAUAAUACUUCAAACAUGGCUGUGUCAACAAAUCUGAACUUUUUCAUGUUAAAGCUGUUAAUCCUC
Molecule: messenger RNA, 3550 nt
Organism: Thunnus maccoyii (southern bluefin tuna)
Lineage: Eukaryota; Metazoa; Chordata; Actinopteri; Scombriformes; Scombridae
Gene: plekha3
Product: pleckstrin homology domain containing, family A (phosphoinositide binding specific) member 3
Exons: 8
Coding region: 306-1088 (260 amino acids)
Biological process (GO): endosome organization; receptor recycling; retrograde transport, endosome to Golgi
Cellular component (GO): recycling endosome; early endosome; trans-Golgi network
Source: RefSeq, a predicted model, not a curated record